Molecule: messenger RNA, 3083 nt
Organism: Galleria mellonella (greater wax moth)
Lineage: Eukaryota; Metazoa; Arthropoda; Insecta; Lepidoptera; Pyralidae
Product: ionotropic receptor 75a
Exons: 7
Coding region: 369-1856 (495 amino acids)
Cellular component (GO): membrane
Molecular function (GO): ligand-gated monoatomic ion channel activity
Source: RefSeq, a predicted model, not a curated record
AAAAACAAAAUAACAUCACUGAACGAAAACAAUUUGCAAAAUUAAUAUAAUAUAUAGAAUAUAAAAAAUCUCAAGUAUAUUUUUCCGUUUGACUUUCUGAAAUAGAUUUUUUACUAUAUAAACAUUUAAAUAAUGCAGUAAUUUUUCAUUGUAAUAAACCAAAGGAUAUAAUUUUUAUUCAAAAAUUAUUUCAUAAAAAUGAUAUUCAAGUGUUAACUUUAGAAGUGGAAAAUCAUAAAUCAUAUCAAAUUAGUAAUUACAAGUCUAAAGUUGGGGUAAUAGUGGAUGCAUCAUGUGACAGUUGGCCACUAAUUUUCAAUGAGUUUAGUACUGAAAAACUAUUUAAAAGUUCUUUCAUUUGGGCUGUAAUGACAGAAGAUUUGUCCUCAACCACUCAUGUAUUAUACCAGCAACCAAUAGAUAUUGAUUCGGAUGUGGUCAUUGCUUAUAGAAAUGGUAAAAUAUACGAUCUUUAUGAAGUAUACAAUACAGGAUAUUAUUCCAAUGGUAUCUAUAAAUUAAGGAAAGUAGGUCACUGGAACGACACACUUCAUUUAUGGAAAUCGCCUAGAUAUGAUAUGAGUGGGGUGAUUUUGAAAUGUCCACUGGUCAUAACGGAGAAGGUGGUAAAUGAAACCUACGAAGAUUAUUUGAUUAGACCGAAAAAAUCGCAUAUUGAUAGUUUGCAUAAAUUGAAAUUUUUUACUGUGCUAAUGUAUUUGCAGGAAAUGUUUAAUUACAGUUAUGAACUCAGGCGGGUUCUCUCUUGGGGCUACAACCGUAAUGGUAGUUUUGACGGCAUUGUUGGAGCACUGCAGCGACAGGAAGCAGAUUUGAGCGGAAGUAGCUUAUUCUUCAGGUCGGAUAGAGCUACAUUAAUCGACUAUAUUGUUGAGACGUGGCCGUCAAGGCAAUGUUUCAUAUUUCGUCAUCCAAAACACCCAGGAGCCUUUUAUACUGUCUUCACCAGACCCCUGACUACUGAAGUAUGGUAUUGUAUAAUAUGCAUGCUCGUUAUUUCGGCCACCAUUUUGGGGAUAAUGUUUAAGUUGAAGACACAAAGAGUAAAUGACGAUGCAGAAUCCUCAUUUAGUUUGGCUUUCUUAUUUUCGUGGAGUGCUAUAUGUCAGCAAGGAAUGGGCAUACAAAGCCGUACUAUGAAGGCGUCGAUGAAGAUAGCUGUAUUGGUUAUAUUUGUGUAUGCAUUAACGCUUUACCAAUAUUACAAUGCAAUAGUUGUCUCAACGUUGCUACAUGAAUCUCCCAAGAAUAUCAGAACUUUAGAGGACCUUUUGAAGAGCAAUAUCAAGGCAGGCGCUGAAGAUGUUUUGUACACCAAGGAUUAUUUUAUGCGUACAACCGAUCCAAUAGCACUUGAAAUUUAUAAUAAAAAAAUCGCUACUAGUAAUCAUUACAACUUUUUCUCGCCAUCGUACGGGAUGGCGCGCGUCAAACAGGGAGGAUUCGCUUUGCAUGUAGACAGCGUUGUGGCUUAUAGAAUAAUGAGGGGAACAUUCACUGAGAGAGAGAACUGCGAGGUUCAGGAGAUAGAGAUGUAUCCACCACAAAAAAUGGGCGUGGCCGUUAAGAAGUUGUCUCCGUAUAAAGAACAUAUUACUUAUGGUAUUCGCAAGAUGUAUGAGUCCGGUAUCUUCUGGCGACUCAAGUCAGUGUGGGACGAGCCUAAGCCGCCGUGUGUGAGCACCCCGGACAGCAGCGCGUUCUCGGUUUCCCUGCGCGAAGUCGCCAUAGCUUUUAUUUGUCUCAUCGUUGGAGCCGUUCUAUCUGCCGCAGUACUUACCUGCGAAAUACUAAUAUACAGAGUGAAGGGUAGGCGCGUGGAAUUCAGACAUUAAAGUAUAAUUAUAUUUUUCUUUGGUUCCAUGGUUAGGGGGCAUUCAUGUAUUAUGUGACGAAAUUUUUGAGCCCCCCCCCCCCCUCCUCCAUGUAAUGGGCUGUAAUAUUUUUUCUGUACAUCUUCUCUAAAUGUUAUGUAACACCCAAGUGACUUUUUUUGUACCUAAGUCAACACUAAUGAAUACUAACAACGGAAACAAAAACUUACGUUCCCAAAAAAAUGAAAAGGGUUGCCAACUUGGAAGAUUUUAAUUCCUUACUUUUUAUUCGAAUAAGAACAAUGUUAUAGCAAGCGUUGUUCGAACCCCUUCUCCCGCCUCUGUAACGCAUCAUAACGUUUUACAAGACUACAUCCCCCAAAUUGCGUUACGUAAUACUUGAACGUCGCCUUGAAUUGACGCAAAAUUUUCUUUUGCUUUAUAUUUGCAUAAUUCGUGUGUAUUUGUAAGCAAUUUUAGGUUUUAUUAUAACUGAAACAACAUUUACUCGUCGCUUCUCGGACUUAAAAACCUGGACAAUAUAAAGGGAAAUUGGAUUCACACGAAGUCGUCUGAGCGGGCUAUUACACACAUUUUAAAAUGAAGUCCUAACGAGAGUUAAUUUCCUUUUUUUUUUAAUAAUGUAAUAUAAUAUUUAUUAGUGUCAACCUUAUUUCCGUCUAUGAAAUAGCAACGAUGCGACUUCGUCGUAAUUGAUGUUUCUAUAAUUGACUUAUUGUAGUGAAUACGCAACUUUAUGUGUAAUCACAUGUACUUAAAAGUAGUUUUUUGCUUGUUACUUUAUACACGUGGAUUUCAGAGAUAGCAACACCAGUAAAAUAGACAACUUCUAGAUAUCGUAUCAAUAUACAACAUACAUAGAUUUUAUUAGAUCUCCUAGGUAUACAACUGUGAAACCGGUGAAACUACAUCCAAUUUGGUACAGUUCUUUUGGCGUAAUGUGGUAAUAAAUAUACAAAGCUAAAUAAGAUCUAAAUAUUGUUUUGGCUAUAUUUAUAUAUUGUUUUUUUAAGAAUCCUCAUAUAUUUUUUUAAAUAAUAUAUAUUAAAUAUAUAUACAGGCGUCGUCUAGUUAAAAUUGUAUGAUAUUAGUAAGAUAAAAGUAAUAAAAACCAGCACUAUAUUUAAGAUUGGAUCAUUGCUUUUCGUAUUCGUAAGGGUACCAUAAAUAUUAUAACAAAUUGUUUUAAAUAUGAUGUUAGUAUAUAAAUAAAAAAUAUACACAAAC